AGCUUGGAUUGACCCAACAGGUCCUGGACUUCCCUUGUGCUGUUCUCGUCGGGGCGUCCCAGCAACAUGCGAAGCGCACCACUCACGUUUGCAACAACCGCUCACAGGACCCCACGGACACUCGCAGAUUCCCCUCAUCGUUCCGGUGAAUCUUAGCGGCGGGGCUUUCUUUCCGUCGCCCGAGGAUGUGGGCCGCAGGACUCCCGGCCGCCGUGGUCGUGACCCUUCUCCUGGUCACCAUCGACGUGCAGGCCAGCGGGGAGUAUUGCCACGGGUGGCACGACGCCCAGGGAGCGUGGAAGGAAGGCUUCCAGUGCCCGGAGAAGAUAGACGGUGUGGACGCCAUCAUUUGCUGCGGGAAGUGUGAGCUGCGUUACUGCUGCUCCAGCACUGACGCGCGGCUGGACCAGGGCAGCUGCGACAACGACAGGAGGGCCCUGGAACCCGGGUCCGAGGGCAAGGAGACCAAGGACUCCGGUGCAGUUCCCAUCUACGUUCCCUUCCUCAUCGUGGGUUCCGUGUUCGUGGCCUUCAUCCUGGUGGGCUCGUUGGUGGCCAUGUGCUGCUGUCGCUGCCUGCGCCCAAAGCAGGAGCUUUCGUCGGCGACGGGCGGCGGCACGGGGGGUCUCCAGGGCCGCCUCCUGGAGACCAUCCCCAUGAUGUCCAGCGCCGGCACCUCCAGGGGCUCGUCAUCGCGUCAGUCCAGCACCGCCACGUCGUCCAGCUCCUCCGCCCCAUCCGCCAACACCCGGCCGGGGCCCCUGCCGCCCGGGCCCCUGGUCCGGGCGCAGGCCUCCUGCUGCCUGCCGCCCGACGCCAGCGUCUUCGUCAACAUGCCCACCAACUUCUCUGUUCUCAACUGCCAGCAGGCCACGCAGAUCAUGCCCCACCAGGGACAGUUCCUGCAUCCGCAGUACAUCGGCUACGCCCAUCCGGUGUCCCCCACAUUUCUGGACCCCAACCAAGGCGGGUAUAGACCCCUUCAGUCCCCUUGCCCUCCCGCUCAAACUGGAGGCUCCAGUGAGCAGAAAUACCCUCCGGUGACUGUGUGACGACCUGUCUCACUCUACCUGAGAGGGCUCUGGCGCGCCCCCCGGCCCGUUUGUAAGCCUCCUGAUGUUUGGUGUCGUGAAUGAGCCGAGCUCAGCUGACAAACGUGGGUUGCGAAAUACUUGCAAGAAUGAUACGUGUGUUUGUAGCGGUGAUGACUGGGUUGAUUUUUUUGCUGCGCGUUUGUAAGGUGCGAUGGCAAACACACGGUCUUUCCCUCCAGACUAUUUAAACGCUAAUGAAGUGAGCGCGGCGCACGGACCGUGACGCUCCGGAUUGUUUCUCCCGACGCCACCCCGGCGUGAGAAAGCGCCGACGUCAACCAAAGGAUGGCUAGGCGGCGCUUUGAAGACGAUACCCCCCCCCGCCCCCCCCACCCCUCCCAUGAGGUGUGUUACUCGAUUUAACACUCGCACAGUUCAGUGCAUCUGGCGAGAAAACAAGCAGUCGCCCGUUGCCUUCCAAAUGCAGGAAUGUGCAGUUGGUCUGCACAAUCUGCAGCAAUAUCGCUUGGGUCGUCGGCGGUGCACUACUACCAUUUUUUUUUUAAGACCAUGGAAUGAAAUAAAAGAAACAAGUCAUUUUCA
This is a messenger RNA of Hippocampus comes (tiger tail seahorse), 1637 nucleotides long. RefSeq names its product shisa family member 2b (gene shisa2b). The transcript has 3 exons. The coding region runs from base 186 to 1052 and encodes 288 amino acids. NCBI's taxonomy places the organism in Eukaryota, Metazoa, Chordata, Actinopteri, Syngnathiformes, Syngnathidae. The record is from RefSeq and is a predicted model, not a curated record.